Messenger RNA from Penaeus vannamei (Pacific white shrimp), 1822 nucleotides. The record is from RefSeq and is a predicted model, not a curated record. Lineage: Eukaryota; Metazoa; Arthropoda; Malacostraca; Decapoda; Penaeidae.
CCCCGCCCACAGCCACCUUCGCCGUGAAGAAAAACAGUGACGUCGUGUUGGCAAUGGUGCUCCAGGGACGCCCCGCCCACACCUUCUCCAUCCAGGUCACGCAGAUUGCUUGCGACGAAAUACAAGUGUUCCAUUCCCCCACCUACGCCGGCAUCCGCAACCUGGACGGGGAGAAGUACACGCCCACGACCAAGAAGCCCAGUUUCUUGAUCAAGCCCAUCGCGGGCCAGCCGGGGGAGGGGGCGACGACCCCCGAGAGCACGACGACCCCCGAAGACGUGACCGAGGAACCGACCACCGUGGGACCUCCUGACGAGAGCGAGGAGGAGGACGAGAAGGAGGAGGGAGGGGAGGGGGAGGAGGGGGCGGCGACGGAGGCCACGGUUCGAGAGGGACCCACGACCCUCACGCCCGGGACCAUUCCUUCGCCCAAACCCAGUGAUGUUUUAAUCCGCGCCCAACAGCUGGAAUUGGAGGAUGAUGGCGUAUACUUGGAAACCAUUGACGUCACGCCCGCCAUUUCUGCCUUCAGGAGAGCCUUCGAGCUCCGAGUCAGUGACAGGUGCUGGCAGUAUGAAACCGGGACACAAGCAGCAUUCAGAGUCAUCGGCGGAGGAUACACCAGGAUUAACGAAUAUCCUUGGCAGGUGGCUCUGGUGUACCGAAAUAAGUUCUUCUGUGGCGGUUCCCUGAUUAGCGACAGACACGUCCUCACUGCUGCACAUUGCGUGUUUGGGAGCUUCUCUCGAGGCAUCAGCCAACUCAGAGUCAGCAUUGGAGACCACGACAUCUCCACCAAGAACGAGACGGAGCAUAUUGUUGGCAAAGUGAAGCACGUGCACUGGAACCUCCACUACAACCCCCACUCGACCGUCCACGACAUCGCCCUCAUGGAGCUGGAGGAACCGGUGUCCUUCCGUUACGGCGUCAGCGCGGUGAAGCUCCCCUCGGACCUCGGGUGACUCCGGCGGCCCUCUGGUGGCGUGUACCGGCGUGCAGUGUACCCAGAUCGGCGUCGUAAGCUUUGGAUUCCCUAUGUGCACCAACGUAGGCCUACCUGCCGUCUUCACCCGCGUGUCCCACUACAAAUCGUGGAUUGACAUGAACCUCACGCCCUUGGAUAUUGUUUAGAACCUCGGGAGGGUAGAGAGAGGUUCGAAAAUUUGGAAAAAAGAGGAUGUUAAGUCGGGGUUGUGUCCGUUGUCAACAAGGGGGGAGUGUUGGUAAUGCUGGUAUUCGUGACGUGCGUUUCUUUAUUUUAUUUUUUUUUAUCGCUAUUGUUAUUAUUAUUAUGAUGGUUAUCAUUUAUUAUUAUCUGUUAUUAUGAUGAGGGUUGACUUUUACAUAUAGAUCUUUGCAUGGCACUAUUGAUAUGAGAUAUGUAAGGUUUAUAUGAAAAUUUGACAAAAUAAAAUAAUCCUGAAUGCGCAAAAAUAAUUUUAAACCUUAUACACAUAUGUAUAGAUAUAUAAAUAAUUAUAUACGUAUAUAUAUGGAUUUAUAAAUAUAUAUAUAUACUUAUAUAAAUAAAUACUGUAUGUAUAUGUACAUAUAGUUUCCCUAUAACAUCUGUCACCCAAGAAAUUUAAUAAAGACAAACACGAAACAAAAUACACAUUUGUUCCCCUUAAUUAUUGUUCAGCGCCAUUUAAUAACAGGAACUUACCUUGGAAAGUAUUAUCUCUGGGGCAUUAUAUCGCAUCACUGAUUGUUCAUUUGUUCAGGAUAUCAGCUACUUCCUGUUAUGUUUUUGUACCUUAAGUCAUCCCUUUUUGUUAAUUUUGUAUAAUCAUUCAUAUAUCUUAUUAUAUGUAAAGAUAAU